AUGAAAAAUGAGGUCUAUAUUUUAAUUAUCUUUCAUAUUAUAGUGUGGAGUUUGGAGCACGGGAAAAAGAUUAAACUUCAAAUUUGGGAUACGGCUGGACAAGAAUCUUUUAGGAGCAUAACGAGGAGUUAUUAUCGUGGUGCUGCUGGGGCUUUGUUAGGUAAAUUGGAUAACUUAAUUAGUCGAAAAAUAAAUGCUCGUCAACACGCGAAUUCCAAUACUACAAUAAUGUUGAUUGGCAACAAGAGCGAUCUUGAAUCUAAACGCGCUGUCUCUUAUGCGGAAGGUGAAGCGUUUGCCCAACAACAUGGAUUAUUUUUUAUGGAGACCUCGGCAAAGACAGCGGAUAAUGUUGAAGAAUCAUUUGUAGAUACUGCCAAAGAUAUUUACGAAAAAAUUAAACAAGGCGUUUUUGACGUAUCAAAUGAGUCAAAUGGUAUCAAGGUUGGAGGGCAUUUACAACCGAAGACGUUACCACUUAAUGCAGAUAGCGGCAACAAUUGUUGUUAA
Molecule: messenger RNA, 510 nt
Organism: Funneliformis geosporum
Lineage: Eukaryota; Fungi; Glomeromycota; Glomeromycetes; Glomerales; Glomeraceae
Source: the annotation of a GenBank genome assembly